CGGAACCUCUGUGACGAGAGCGGCAAAGAGGAGGGAAAUUUAAAAUGUCCGGACUUCUUCAUGGUGACAGAACAGCUGAGCCGCACGAAGAAAUCAGUCAGCAUUAUUAUUUACAACCAACACAAUCAGUCUGAUUACCUUAUAUUGAAGCAUAUGAUCGUUUGAAACGAGUAGUGUCCCCUGUGUUACAAAAUGGAGACUCAUUACGACCAGAUUUUAGACUCACCCUCCAAAAAUAGUUACAUCGGUAGCUAUUACCAGCCUCCAGACAGGAUAAUACCAAAACCAAGACAGCUGGAGUUCCCCGCACAAUCAUCCAUCAGCGUGGAUGCAGAGAUGAACAGUCCACGGGAAUCUCAAUCCAAACCUAAUGUUGACAGCAGAGCUGUUGUUGAUGCGCUGAAGACCCUCCAGCAGAAAAUCAGGCGGUUAGAACUGGAAAGGAAGCAAGCGGAGAAGAGCUACAAGCAGUUCUCCCACGAUGCUCAGAAUCGUGAGCAGCUCACAGCAUCUUACAUGGUGCCUGGUCAACCAGCAGCCAGCCUGCCUGAGACAGAUAACUCUGAAAAGAAAGCGAUCGACUCAAAGCUGCAGUCUGCAGAGGCAAGGUGUAAGGUUCUUGAGAAGCAGCUGGACUAUAUGAGGAAGAUGGUUCAAAAUGCUAAGAAGGAGAAGAACGCUCUCAUGGAGGAUCAGGCUUCACUGCAGAACCAGCGGCCAAGCAGCUCAAACAGCCAAUCUCAGCGGGAGAAGCUGGAGAAACUUGAAUCGGAGUGUCUCAAAUUGAGCAGGACCCAAGCUUUGGCGGAGGCGAAGCUUUCUAUUUUGGAGCAAAAACUACUGAAAGAGGAACAUGAACGCCAGCUUGUGCAGGAGAAAGCAGACAUGCUGCAGAGAGAGCUGGACAUCAACCUGCGAUUGUCUGUGCCAACUUCUGAAGAGACCAAGCUAAAGAAGAAAACUAAGACCACCAAGAAAACCUCCAGACAGAAUGAGCUGGCAUCACCAAGCAGCUUAAGGCACAACAAAAUGCCCUUUGUUGCAGGAACGUCGACGAGCCCAAGCCACUCAGUCCACGCCAAUGUACAAAGUAUCCUUCACAUGAUGAAGCACCAUCAGCCUCAGCUGUGUGAGAGAAUGAGCGCUCUGCACAAAUCUACUUGUGGAGCCAGGAAAAGCCUCCAAAAGGACUUUUCUCCACCUUCCAGCACCUCUUACAAAGCUGACGGGGAGCUCGACCAAGCAGAACGGUCACUGGGCUCGCUGUCUGAUCUGCUGUUGGCUCUGCAGGACGAGCUCGGACAAAUGAGCUUUGAGCAUCAGGAGUUGGUGGGUCAGAUAGAUGUAACCCAAGAGCGCGAGCAGAGGCAGGAUCUGCAGAGAGAACUAGAGAGGUUGGUCGCCAGGAUGGAGGAGAAGGGAGCUCAGAUCACCAAGCUCCGCAAACACCAGCGGACGGUCCAUAAACUGACCCAGAACCAGCCAGCUGCUGAGGAACACACAGCCAAGAAGUUGAUCAGGCCCCCUGUUCCUUCUCCUGUUAAGGCUAAGUGUAAAGCAAAGAAAGGCUGGACCGCUCAAAACAACCUGCAGCUUCUCAGAGAAACACAGAAGUUCAGAAACAGCCUGAAACAAGACGACCUCUCCUGGGAAACAUGAGAUUCUCUGAAAGACCUUUCUGUGUAUGGGCCUUUGAUACUACAGCUGGCUGGAACACAAGACUCCCCUCUGUUUCUUUGCAGCCUGUUUUCCCAACUCUUCAAAUGGCCUCUUGUACAUUUUUAGUCGCAAAUGAAAAGAGGGGAUAAAGUGAUUGAUUGAGUUACUCAUCAAACCUGUUAAGCAAUGAUAUCUUGCACAUAGAGUUUCCUUCAUAGGUAGAGGGCCCGUAGUCUCAAAUGAAGCUGGAGUAGCCUAUUUUUAAUAUUUAAAGAAUUUAAUAAACGUAUUCACUCUA
Acanthopagrus latus (yellowfin seabream) is the source of this 1957-nucleotide messenger RNA. RefSeq names its product centrosomal protein 57, like 1 (gene cep57l1). Gene Ontology annotation, molecular function: identical protein binding; microtubule binding; gamma-tubulin binding. NCBI's taxonomy places the organism in Eukaryota, Metazoa, Chordata, Actinopteri, Spariformes, Sparidae. Bases 193 to 1659 code for a protein of 488 amino acids. Gene Ontology annotation, cellular component: centrosome. The transcript has 11 exons. The record is from RefSeq and is a predicted model, not a curated record.